This is a messenger RNA of Pecten maximus, 4789 nucleotides long. RefSeq lists its product as uncharacterized. The record is from RefSeq and is a predicted model, not a curated record. The coding region runs from base 1 to 987 and encodes 328 amino acids. The transcript has a single exon. NCBI's taxonomy places the organism in Eukaryota, Metazoa, Mollusca, Bivalvia, Pectinida, Pectinidae.
AUGGCUGCACUGGACAAUACAGGUAUGUCUACAUCCAAAGUUUUAGCAGAGUGUAGGGAAACAUUAUUUAGUGAAACUGAUGUCAGUACUGAAACCACAACAAUGAAAAACACGAUCAAUUCUAUUUUUGAAAUGUUUACUGAAGUGAAAUCAAGACUGUCUAAAAUUGAGGAAAAUACCAGCACUCUCGAGGAGAUUAACACAAAACUCGGCAACCUAACUGUGAGGGUAGAAAGAUCAGAAACAGAUAUCAGUUGUAUGAAAAAUAAGAUAAGGGACAUGGAAAGUGACAUACAGGGUAACAGUGAUAUCAUGGAUCGGGUAAAGGCUGCAAAUGAUACAGUCGGCAGAAACGUUACAAACAUGAAGAAAAGCAUUGACAAAUUGGAAAAAAAUGAAAAUGAAGUCCUAGAUGAAGUUGAUGAAUUGCACGAAAUGAUAGAGGAAAUGAAAGAUAGGGCUACUGAUGCACAGUGCAGGAGCAUGAAGUAUAAUCUGAUAUUUUCAGGUAUUCCAGAGAAAAUUUGGGACCAAAAUCGGAGUCUAGAUGAUGAUGAAAUAACAUUGAAAAAUUUCAUUGAAAGUAAACUCAAAAUUGUAAACGCCCAUGACAUUGCUAUGGCCAACGUCCAUAGAAUCGGCCAACGCGACAGGCGUACCGGUACACGGCCAAGAUCAAUCAUAGCAAAGUUUAUUUACUACAAGGAUUUACUGAGAGUCAAGCGGAGUGCUAAAGAACUAAAAGGGUCACAUUUUGGUAUAAACGAACAGUUUCCAAAGGAAAUUGAAGACAAAAGGAAAAUUUUAUAUCCGGUAGCGAAAGAAGCUAGGAAAAACGGGAAAAAAACUGUGUUGAACAGAGAUCAGCUGUACAUAGAUGGUGUACUAUAUAAGGGCCCGGAUGUUCAGCCCAUGGCCAGUCAGCAUACGCCCACUCAACAACCGCGCUCGAAACGUAGACGGGUGAUUUCAAAUCAGCACGAAUAGGGACGCGCCGGAGGGCAAAAUAUAGACACUAGUUUGGUUUCAAACGAGCCGAUUAAUACAUAUGGUGGUGGUGGAAAAAGUAACUAUAAUGCAUGUACAAUACAAAUACUGUCGUUAAAUGUUUGUGGCUUAGUGAGAAAAGCUCAAUAUCCUGAGUUUCGUGAAUUUGUAAAUAGUUUUGAUAUUUUAUGUCUCUGUGAAUCCAAAACUGAUGAUUUAGAUGUCAUUGAUUUGCCAUGUUUUAAAACUGUAAUGAAAAAUAGGACAAAGUUUAAAAAAGUGAAGUCGGGUGGUAUAGUUAUAGCAUAUAAAUAUGACUUGGAAGAUUAUGUCUAUGAAGUACAAAGUGAUAGUCAAUACGUAAGCUGGUUUAGGUUAGAUGGCGCGAAGUUACAAAGUGAUGAUGAUUUUUUAUUUGGAAUGGUUUAUGUCCCACCCGAGAAUUCUACAUACUGUAUUGGUGAUCCAUAUUUGGAAAUUGAAACUGAAUACUUGAGGUUAUCAGCUAAUUACAAAAAUGUGUGUUUGUUAGGAGAUUUUAAUGCAAGAACUGCGAGCUCUGUAGAUUUUAUUGAUUACAAUGAAAUAGACGAUAGAGAUCAAUUAACAGCUGAAAUCCUAAAUGAAGUUACAUACAUGAAUGUAUUUGAAAAUUCCGGUUUUGCUAAGAACAGAAAAAGUCAGGACUUACACAAAAAUAAUUUUGGGAAUCGACUAUUGGAUUUUUGUAAAUAUAAUGACAUUUUUAUCUGUAAUGGUAGAGUUGGUCGUGAUAGAGAUAUAGGUAAGUACACCUGUAAAAGUUCUAGCGUUGUCGAUUAUGUCAUAUGUUCCUCUGAGCUCCUAAAACGCAUACGUGACUUUGAUGUUUUAGAUUUUAGCCCUCUUAUGUCAGAUGCACAUUGUCCCCUAACUCUUACUAUAGGUGGUAUGGCCAAUACAGUUACCAAUGAUAACAUUAAUACACAUGAUACAACAGAUUAUACUGAACGUAUUAAAAACUGGGAGACUGAGAAAAUCCAACAUUUUAUUGAGAAUAUAAACGAUGACAAAAUUCAGAAUAUUAUUGAUACAAUUAACCAAUGCAAUAAUACGAACGACCUAGAUGUCAAUACACUUAUGGCAGACUGUAGUGAUGUGCUUGUAAGUGCUGCUAAGUCAACUUUUGGUAUAUACAAAUAUAACCAUACUAAUAUAUGUAAAAAGCCAAAAUCAAAUUCUAAACCCUGGUUUGACGGUGAAUGUAAGGCGGCCAGGAAGUUAUUCCGACGCCAUAAAGGUAUGUACAGACGUCACAAAAAUGAUUAUUUCUUCAAUAAAUAUAAAGAAUCAGAAAAAUCUUACAAACAUACAAUGGAUAAAAGUAUUAAUAAAUUCAGAAGAGACCUCCGUCGUAAGUUGAAAGAUAUGAAAAGUAGUAAUGCACGGGAUUACUGGAAACUACUUAAAAGUUCUAAUAGUACACAUAAAAACAAAAAAGGUAACAUAUCGAUUGACACGCUUUUUAAUUUCUUUAAAACCUUAAAUGUUGGAGUAGAUGAUAACAUGUUUGAUAAUAAUGAUAUUGAUAUGGGUCCUGUAAAUAAUGUAUUAAAUAGUAAUAUAACCAGAGAGGAGGUGGAACAUGCUAUUAAGCUACUGAAAAACAAUAAGGCUUGCUCGGAUGAUCUCAUCAUUAAUGAAUAUAUUAAAUAUUCGCCCUCUAAAAUGAUUGAUCUCUAUGUUAUAUUAUUUGAUGUUAUUUUUAGCACAGGGAAAAUCCCAGAAAGCUGGCUUCGAGGCUCUAUUGUACCUAUUUAUAAAAAUAAGGGUUCUCCCUCAGACCCUAAAAAUUAUAGGCCGAUUACUAUUGUAAGUUGCAUCGGCAAACUAUUCACAAGUAUUUUAAAUGCAAGACUAUUAAAGUAUUCCGACGAAGUUAAUCUAAUAUGUGAAAACCAAGCUGGAUUUCGCAAGAAGUAUUCAACUAUAGACAAUAUUUUUGUGCUGUAUUCCCUAAUUAGUCUUACUAAUAUGAUGAAAAAGAAGCUGUACUGUAUUUUCAUUGAUUUUGAAAAGGCCUUUGACAAAGUUUGGAGAAAUGGUCUGUGGAACAAAAUGUUGUUAAAUCAUAUAAAUGGCAAAAUGUAUACAAUUAUUUACAAUAUGUAUCAAGGUAUUAAAUCUAACAUAUCAUUUAAUGGUCAGAAUUCUGCAUUCUUCGCAUGCAAUAAUGGAUUGAGGCAAGGGGAAAACUUGUCUCCUUUUUUAUUUAGUUUAUAUUUGAAUGACCUUGAGGAGUUUAUGACUAGAAAUAAUGUUACCGGUUUACAGUGCCUGACAAACCAACUUGAAGUUGAUUUACAUAUGUAUAUUAAACUAUUUAUUUUGUUGUAUGCUGACGAUACAAUCUUAUUUUCUGACACCCCAGAAGACCUGCAAAUGCAGCUAAAUGUUUUUAGUGAAUAUUGUAAAAUAUGGAGACUGAAAGUUAACAGUGAGAAAACAAAAUGUAUGAUAGUCAGUAAAGGUCGUCUAAAUAACAGAUUACAAUUCAAAUUUGAUACUGAAGACAUAGAAAUUGUCCAAAGUUUUUCAUACCUGGGCACUGUUUUUUCACGCACAGGUUCUUUUAAUGAAGCUAAAAAUUACAAUGUUAAAAAAGCAACAAUUGCUAUGUAUGAUGUUUUAAAGAAAGGAAGGUUAUAUAACCUAUCUGUUCAGUGUAUAUAUGAUCUGUAUGAUAAAAUUGUAAAACCUAUAUUGUUAUACGGAUGUGAGAUUUGGGGUUUUACAAAUCUACAAGUCAUUGAGAGAGCGCACUUAAAGUUUUGUAAGUUAUUAUUAGGGGUCAAACGAAGUACACCAACGUCUAUGGUUUAUGGUGAACUUGGAGCUUAUCCUUUGAAUAUCUCAGUUAAGACGAGAAUGUUGACCUAUUGGUCUCAAUUGAUUAAUUCAAAAGAAAACAAACUAAAUGUAAUAACUUAUAAACUGUUAUGUCUAAACCAAUACCGUAAUAAUAAUGUUCCCUAUAUACGUUAUAUACAACAAUUAUUAGAUGAAUGUGGUAUUAGCUAUGUGUGGAAUAUCCAGUAUAUCCAGGAAUUAGAUACUUCUUGGAUAAAGUCAUAUGUAAAACAAACACUCCAUGAUCAGUUUAUACAGCAGUGGGAUAAUGAUGUAUUUAAUUCUUCUAAGUCUGGUUGUUACAGAAUUUUUAAAAACAAAUUUGGUUUUGAAUGCUAUCUAGACGUUCUUACAGAUAAAGAAAGAAAUACUUUUUGUAAGUUCAGAACUACAAAUCAUAGACUGAUUAUUGAAACUGGAAGGUGGAAUAAUAUUGAACGCCACGAAAGAAUAUGUACUUUUUGUAAUAGUCAACAAAUAGGAGAUGAAUUCCAUUAUCUGCUAGAAUGCCAGUCAUUAGCUGCGCAUAGAAAAUUAUAUCUAAAUAAAUAUUAUUAUACAAGGCCGAACAUAUUAAAAUUUAGAGAUCUUAUGAACUCAAACCACGUAAAUACAUUGAAAAAACUCUGUAAAUUCAUUAGUAUUAUCUUUAGCAAUGUGUCCUCCAUAGCAUGAUGUUACACAUCAUGUUCAUCUUGACUUGAUCGUUUUGUUGAUUUGAAAUUAUAUAAAAUGGUAUCAUGCGUAACGAUAUGGUUAAAUAUCAGAUGUUUUGAUAAACUAAUUGAUACAGUCUGCGUGUGCAUACUUUAUACACUGGCUGAACAACUGUAUAUAACUUUUGUAUUGUGUAAAUAUGUUUUCUCUGUACUGUUAUGUAUGGUUAAAGAGAAAUAAAUUGAAUUGAAUUGAA